Trifolium pratense (red clover) is the source of this 1408-nucleotide messenger RNA. RefSeq names its product E3 ubiquitin-protein ligase At3g02290-like. The record is from RefSeq and is a predicted model, not a curated record. The transcript is spliced from 5 exons. Gene Ontology annotation, molecular function: ubiquitin-protein transferase activity. The coding region runs from base 477 to 1160 and encodes 227 amino acids. Lineage: Eukaryota; Viridiplantae; Streptophyta; Magnoliopsida; Fabales; Fabaceae.
AGUGAAGUAUACCAUCCAAAUAAAAUUACAAAAACAAAAAAACAAACCAAGUGCUAUAUAACGCUCUCUCAAAUUUGGCGAAUUCAUUCAUAGCAAAUUCCACCGAAAAAUCCAAAAACCCUUUUUUAGAAAAAACCCUGAUUUCUCAAUCUCAAAUAUUCUCCACCUUCAUCUAUCUCUCUCUUUUUUCUCUAACAGCAACACGUUAGAAAAUAACUUUUUCAGGUGAUCAAGAGAGUCAGAGUCUGGUUAUCUAUAUUACCGAUCAUCUGAACAAAAGAGGGAGGGUACUGGUUUGCGGAGGCAUUUAGACUUCUGCGAGCUUAGAAUCCUCUCUCCUUUUUUGAAAGCGUAGUCGUUGAUUAGCGCUGUUGGGGGCUCCUUUUUCUCAUAGUGUGUGUGACCAUUGAUAUUUUGGUGUGCUGAGAAGUGCGAGAGUUUUAAGCUAAAAACGGACAGAUAUUGAAGCUGAAACAAUGGGUUCUAUUUGUUCUUGUUUGACUGUUGAUGAUUUAGAAGAUUAUGCGAAUCCACAUAGUCAUGUAUUUAGGAACUGCGUGUGCGGCGGUUGCUUCCUACAAAACCUUUUGAAUGUUUAUGCAUCAAUAUUCCGGAGAGGGGAAAUGCAGCCGCUUCCUACAUCUAUACAGGGGGCAGCAUCUAGGACUUCUACUGCAUCACUUGAUAAUUCUCUAUCAGACAUAUACCGUUCUCCUCCAAGGCCGUUGCCUUAUGAUGCAGACCCUAGGCAUUUCCGCUCACAGCAUGACGGACUAGUUUCAAGACGUGAAAAGGGUUCCAGUCAUUUGAAUGAGGAGUCAGAACCUCUAAGGGAUGAUUUAGAUGUAGAUUCAGAAUCUAUGAACUUGAGUGGUAAAUGGAAUGAAUCCACUGGCAAAGAUGGGUCAAAGGAAUACCGCUCAAAGUCCACGGUAAGACUUUCUUCGGCAAAACCUACAACUGGAGCUGAGAUUGUGUACGCAUCAUCAGAAGAGGAGGAUGUUUGUCCAACUUGUCUUGAAGAAUACACUGAAGAGAAUCCGAAGAUAGUGACAAAAUGUUCUCAUCAUUAUCAUCUUGGUUGCAUAUAUGAGUGGAUGGAGAGAAGUGACACCUGUCCUGUUUGUGGGAAGGUGAUGCUAUUCGAUGAAACAACUUAAUAUUUUGUCGUCGAUGAUGCCAACAACAGAAGCAACCUGAAAAUACAAAUAUAGACAUUGUGAAUACUUCAGAGUUCAGACUAAGCACUUAUCAUGUACAGUAAUAUGUAUAAGUUUUCUCAUUUAUACUUUUCUCCUUUGCCAAAAUUUGCAAGGAAGAAAAUAUGCAAUUUCAGAUUGAAACUUUGUCAUGGUUCCAACUUUCAGAGUUUGCCUUGUAAUGGAAGGAUUUUUUUUUUGUCCUUUAA